UCUCUCUUCUCUCUCUUCUCUCUCUCUCUCAAAUGUCCACCAACACAACCCAACUAAGCACACAUUAUCAUGAUGAAACUCCCUCUGCACCCUGCACUCCAAAAAAGUGAUUACCUUCCUCAUCAAAACCUUCCUACCCUUAAAUUUACCUCUUUGAACACCACCUUCUUCUCAUUCACAACCCCCACCACUCCAAAACCAUGAAACCUUUUCUUUUUUUUCUCAUCACAUUCUCCUUCUUUUUCCAAAUACAGUUACUACUAGUUUCCUCUGCCACUACUCUACCCCUUCAACUCAUAACCCUCAUCUCAAUAAAAUCUUCCCUCAUUGACCCUCUCAAUCACCUCAAUGACUGGAAAAACCCCACUUUCUCAAACUCCAGUGACCACAACCAAGACCCAAAUUGGUGGUGUUCUUGGAGAGGCAUCACUUGCCACCCAAAAACAUCACAAAUCACCUCCUUAAACCUCUCUAACCUAAACCUUUCAGGCACAAUCUCACCCAAAAUCCGCUUCUUAACAACCUUAACCCACUUGAACGUAAGUGGAAAUGGUUUCGAUGGAACUUUCCAACCAGCGAUUUUCCAACUCACGGAGCUUAGAACACUAGACAUAAGCCAUAACUCAUUCAACUCAACUUUCCCACCUGGAAUUUCUAAGCUAAGAUUCUUAAGAAUUUUCAAUGCUUACAGCAACAGCUUCACAGGACCUCUUCCUAAAGAACUAAUCAGGCUUCCAUUUCUAGAACAACUCAACCUAGGUGGAAGCUACUUCAAUGACAUAAUUCCACCAAGCUAUGGAACUUUCCAAAGACUCAAGUUCCUAAAUUUAGCUGGUAAUGCAUUGGAAGGUUCAUUAACACCUCAACUAGGCUUAUUAUCAGAGCUACAACACUUGGAAAUUGGAUACAACACAUUCUCAGGAACAAUACCAGUUGAAUUAACAAUGUUGUCUAAUCUCAAAUACUUAGACAUCUCAUCCAGCAACCUUUCAGGUCAAUUGAUUCCUGAACUAGGAAACCUAACGAUGCUUGAAACAUUGCUACUUUUCAAGAAUCGGUUUGGCGGUGAAAUCCCAUCAAGCAUAGGAAAGUUGAAAUCACUGAAAACUCUUGAUUUAUCAGUCAAUGAACUCACAGGUUCAAUUCCAUCAGAAAUAACAAUGCUGAAGGAAGUAACUGUGUUGAAUCUCAUGGUUAACAAGCUAACAGGUGAAAUUCCACAAGCAAUUGGUGAGCUUCCAAAACUCACCAUUUUCAAUGUUUUCAACAACUCACUCACAGGUACACUACCACAAAAACUCGGUUCUAACGGGUUACUUCAAAGAAUUGAUGUUUCCACAAACUCACUUCAAGGUUCAAUCCCUAUCAACGUUUGCAAAGAGAACAAUCUCCUUAGGAUCAUUCUAUUCAACAACAAUUUCACCAAUAAUCUUCCAUUAUCACUCACAAAAUGCACCUCACUCACUAGGGUGCGUAUACAAAACAACAAACUCAACGGUUCAAUCCCACAAACACUCACGUUGCUUCCUAAUUUAACGUUCCUUGAUUUAAGCAACAACAAUUUCAACGGUGAAAUCCCUCGUGAAUUAGGGAACCUUGAGUACUUGAACAUCUCAGGAAACUCGUUUCAAAGCCAUUUACCUAACAACAUUUGGAACGCGAGUAAUCUACAGAUUUUCUCAGCUUCGUUUUCGAAAAUCAAAGGUCAAAUUCCAGAUUUCGUUGGAUGCAAAACCAUGUACAAGAUUGAAUUGCAAGGGAAUUUCAUCAACGGUACUAUUCCUUGGGAUAUAGGUCACUGUGAGAAACUAAUUCUGUUGAAUCUAAGUAGAAACUUUCUCACCGGAAUCAUACCUUGGGAAAUCUCGACGCUUCCUUCAAUCACCGACGUUGAUCUCUCGCAAAACUCACUCACCGGAACUAUACCUUCAAGCUUCAACAACUGUUCCACUCUCGAGAAUUUCAACGUCAGUUUCAACUCCCUCACCGGUCCUAUACCUUCCUCGGGCGUCUUCACCAGCCUUCAUCCUUCGUCCUACUCCGGCAACGAAAACCUCUGCGGUCGUCUGUUAGCCAAGCCUUGCGCUGAAGACGUACUCUCCGCCGGCGAGAACGAACUCGAGAUACACCGCCAAGAACCAAAGAAAACCGCCGGCGCAAUCGUUUGGAUUAUCGCGGCGGCAUUCGGAAUCGGACUGUUCGUCCUCGUCGCCGGAACACGUUGUUUCCACGCGAAUUAUAACCGUCGAUUUAACGGAAACGAAAGUAACGGCGAAAUCGGACCGUGGAAGUUAACAGCGUUUCAGCGGUUAAAUUUCACGGCGGAGGACGUACUGGAAUGCGUGUCUAUGUCCGAUAAGAUAUUAGGAAUGGGGUCCACUGGAACGGUUUAUAAAGCGGAAAUGCCAGGUGGAGAAAUCAUAGCCGUGAAACAACUAUGGGGAAAACAAAAGGAGAGUAAAAUCAUAAGGAGAAGAGGCGUUUUAGCUGAGGUGGAUGUAUUGGGGAACGUGAGACACAGAAAUAUAGUGAGAUUGUUAGGGUGUUGCAGCAACAGGGAGUGUACAAUGCUGCUUUACGAGUACAUGCCAAAUGGGAACCUCGAUGAUUUGUUACAUGCAAAGAAUAAAGGGGACAAUAUGGUUGCUGAUUGGUUUACAAGGUAUAAGAUAGCUUUGGGUGUGGCUCAGGGGAUAUGCUAUCUUCACCAUGACUGUGAUCCUGUUAUUGUUCAUAGGGAUCUUAAACCUAGUAACAUUUUAUUGGACGCUGAUAUGGAGGCUAGAGUAGCUGAUUUUGGUGUUGCUAAGUUGAUUCAAACGGAUGAGUCCAUGUCUGUCAUUGCUGGAUCCUAUGGUUACAUUGCUCCAGAAUAUGCUUAUACACUACAAGUUGAUGAGAAGAGUGAUAUUUACAGCUAUGGAGUUGUGUUAAUGGAAAUUUUAAGUGGAAAACGUUCAAUGGAUCAAGAAUUCGGCGAUGCAAAUAGCAUCGUAGAUUGGGUUAGGUCCAAAAUAAAAACUAAAGACGGUAUAGAUGGUAUAUUGGACAAGAAUGCAGGGGCAAGGUGUAGCUCAGUGAGGGAAGAAAUGAUACAAAUGCUUAGAAUUGCAUUACGUUGUACAAGUAGAAAUCCAGCUGAUAGACCUUCAAUGAGAGAUGUUGUGUUGAUGCUGCAAGAGGCCAAACCUAAAAGGAAAUUGCUUGGUAGUGUUGUUGUAUGUGCUAGUGACAAUGUUGUUGGUGGAGGUGAUAUUCCAUUGGCACAAAAGCCAACCAAUGAAAGCUAGGCUAAUAUAAUAUAUAUAUAUAUAUAUAUGUUCAUAAGAUUGAAAUGGUUUUUUUUUUCUUUCUAUUUUCUAUUUCUUUUUGGAUAUUUUUCUUAUUGUGGGGGAUUGGUAUAGGAGAAAGUGAUUUUCUGUUUUUAUUUUCAAUGAAAUUUUAAGUGUUAUUUGUCCUAGGUUUGUCAUGACUCUUGUUUGAGUAAUGUUUAUAUAUUAAGAAGUGUGCGGCAAAAAUGGAUGAUAUGUACGAUUGUCUUGGAUCAGUAA
This is a messenger RNA of Cicer arietinum (chickpea), 3551 nucleotides long. Its product is annotated as leucine-rich repeat receptor-like protein kinase TDR. The record is from RefSeq and is a predicted model, not a curated record. Gene Ontology annotation, biological process: protein phosphorylation. Gene Ontology annotation, molecular function: receptor serine/threonine kinase binding; protein kinase activity; ATP binding. NCBI's taxonomy places the organism in Eukaryota, Viridiplantae, Streptophyta, Magnoliopsida, Fabales, Fabaceae.